CUGUGGGCUUCAUCAGCGAGGACGAGGACCUGGAGAACGGCAUCACACGGGAGCAGUCGGGCGAGUACGAGUGCAGCGCUUCCAACGACGUGGCAGCGCCCGUCGUCCAGCGAGUCAAAGUCACCGUCAACUACCCACCGUACAUCUCGGAUGCCAAGAGCACCGGGGUGCCGGUGGGGCAGAAGGGCAUCCUGCUGUGCGAAGCCUCCGCCGUCCCCUCCGCCGACUUCCAGUGGUACAAAGACGACAAGCGGCUGGCUGAAGGACAGAAAGGACUGAAAGUGGAGAACAAAGCCUUCUUCUCCAGACUGACUUUCUUCAACGUCUCUGAGCAGGACUAUGGCAACUACACCUGCGUAGCCUCCAACCAGCUAGGAAACACCAACGCCAGCAUGAUCCUCUACGGUGAGUAG
This is a messenger RNA of Eurypyga helias (sunbittern), 413 nucleotides long. RefSeq names its product protein CEPU-1-like. The record is from RefSeq and is a predicted model, not a curated record. Lineage: Eukaryota; Metazoa; Chordata; Aves; Eurypygiformes; Eurypygidae.